AUGGAUCCAUGGCCCUUUCCCUUGAACCUUGACAGCCGCGCAGUUCUUGCAGAAAAUGGGCCAUGUUUGGGCCUCCGCUGGGUGAGAUGCUUUAUGAUAUUCAGAAUGGCGCGCUCUCUGAAUGAGUGGCUGUGGCAGCAUGAGUUCUGGCUGCUCCCAGGAAUCACCUGGCAGGACAUGCAAGAGUCUGAAGACGUCCAUUACCCUCAGCCUCGUGAUCUCCUGCUCGGUAUCCCUUUUGCUUUAAUCUUGGUUGUCAUUCGAUGUGCCUUUGAAAGAGCCAUAGCCCUGCCCCUCAGUAGAAAACAGUGUGAGAGAGAAGCAGAGACCAAAAGCUCAGCCCAACCCCAUGCUGGAACCCUGAAGAGGUGA
Messenger RNA from Harpia harpyja (harpy eagle), 372 nucleotides. RefSeq names its product ceramide synthase 4-like. The transcript is spliced from 4 exons. NCBI's taxonomy places the organism in Eukaryota, Metazoa, Chordata, Aves, Accipitriformes, Accipitridae. The record is from RefSeq and is a predicted model, not a curated record. Bases 1 to 372 code for a protein of 123 amino acids.